CAUCAUCAGACACGCAAAAAAUGAAUAGCACUGGCAAAGACAACCGAUCGAAUUUAUUUCUCCUAGUUUUAAUAGUCUUCAGCAUUUUGACGGGAAAGGUUGUCGGUGCGGUUGAUUCGCGUGUUUCGGUUUUAAGACAAAGUGAAAGGAAAAAUUUUAAUGAAAUACAACUGUUUUUGAGCACACGCUUACCAUAACCAUCGCCGCUGCCGUUCGAUAAUCAAGCAAUUCCAGAUGUUGGCUACAGCUCUAAUAUGGAUUGCGGCUUUACUAGCUGUUAUUGGUCCCCUGCCAUUAACCGUUGAUGGAAGAAGACAUAACUUAAAGAUUUUAGGUCUGUUUCCCCAUCCUGGCAUCAGUCACUUUCACUUCUUUCAUCCGAUAUUAAGAGGUCUGGCGGAAAGGGGACACGAUGUCACAGUUGUAAGUCAUUUCCCCGACAAAAGUCCACCAGUGGGUUAUACCGACAUACCAUUGACAGGAAAAGAAACAUUAGCAAACAGUGUGGAUCUGAAGGUUUUUGAAAAUCGCCGUUUCUACAAUCACUUCUUGGAGUUCUUCUUACUUUACGAAUGGGGUAAGGAGGCAUGCAAUCACACCCUUCGAUCAGAAGCCCUCUACAAAGUUAUGCGCCAAAAGGUACGCUACGAUGUUAUAUUGCUGGAACAGUUCAACUCGGAUUGCAUGAUGGGUGUGGCUCAUAUGUUGCAAGCACCCGUUAUUGGUCUCAGCAGCUGCGCUAUGAUGCCGUGGCACUAUGAACGCAUGGGCAUGCCCAUCAUACCUUCUUAUAUACCGGCAUUGUUUUUGGGACAGUCCGAAGAUAUGUCUCUGGGUGGUCGCAUUGCAAAUUGGAUUAGCUUUCACGCUUUGAAUUUAAUGUACAAUGUUUUUUCCAUACCGGCAGCUGAUGCCUUGGUCCAAUAUAAGUUUGGCCAUGACGUGCCAUCAGUCGGUGAAUUGGUGAAAGAGACAACCUUGAUGUUUGUGAAUCAACAUUUUUCCUUAAGUGGAGCAAAACCGUUGCCACCCUCGGUAAUCGAAUUGGGAGGGGUACACAUACAGAAAGCUAAACCGCUCGACGUUGAUCUACAAAAGUUUUUGGAUAACGCUGAUAAUGGUGUGGUGUUCAUAAGCUGGGGCUCUAUGAUCAAAGCUGAGACUUUACCCGUUGCCAAGCGGGAUGCCAUAGUAAGAGCGGUCAAACGUUUAAAACAACGUGUCAUUUGGAAGUGGGAAAACGAAACUUUGGCCAAUAAACCAGAUAAUAUGUACAUAAGUAAAUGGCUACCGCAGAGGGAUAUUCUCUGCCAUCCGAAUGUGAAGGUGUUUAUGACACAUGCAGGUCUCAUGGGCAGCUCAGAGGCAGCAUACUGUGGUGUUCCUGUAGUGGCAACACCAAUGUACGGUGAUCAGUUCCUAAAUGCAGCAGCAAUGAAACAACGCGGCAUGGGUGUCGUUCUUAACUAUGAAGAUAUCGAUGAAAACACAGUUUUGAAGGCCAUUAAAAAAGUCCUGGAAAAACAAUAUUAUGACAAUGCCAAAAUGAUCUCGUAUGCCUACAAACAUCGGCCAAACACAGCCUUGGAUACAGCUAUUUGGUGGGUGGAAUAUGUGGCCAAUACUGAAGGAGCUCCUUUAUUGAAAUCCAGCUCCACAUACAUGUCCCGUUUUGUCUACUACUCUCUGGACGUUUAUACCGUUUUGGGAUUGGUUGUUCUUACUUCAGUCGUUACAUGGGGACUACUGAUGCGCAAAUUAAAAACUGCCACACGUAAUAGAGGGACAACUAAAGUUAAAUCGAAUUUUGAAAAACCUGGUCGCCGUGCUGAUGUUGAUUAUCCCGAUUUUGCUAAGGAAGCUAUUACCAAAGCCUUAGCUGAUGCCAAAAUUUCCUACAAUGAAGUGCAACAAGCUACAGUUGGUUAUGUAUAUGGUGAUUCUACAUCGGGACAACGUGCCUUGUAUGAAGUUGGCAUGACUGGAAUCCCCGUCUUCAAUGUUAACAACAAUUGUUCGACUGGAUCCAGUGCCUUGUAUUUGGCUAAACAAAUUAUUGAAUCAGGAAAUGCUGAUUGCGUGUUGGCUUUCGGUUUUGAGAAAAUGGAACGUGGUUCGUUGUCUGCUAAGUACUUUGAUCGUGCCAAUCCCAUGGAACGACACAUUAGUGAAAUGUCCGAAUUAGCUGAAAUUGGACCUGGACCAAUGGCUGCUCAAAUUUUCGGCAACGCUGGCAAGGAACAUAUGAAAAAAUAUGGCACCAAACCCGAACAUUUCGGUAAAAUUGCCUGGAAGAACCACAAGCACUCCGUCAACAACCCCUAUUCCCAAUUCCGUGAUGAAUACUCUUUGGAGCAAAUUAUGCAAUCACCUGUUGUGGUCGAGGGUAUUCUUACCAAAUUGCAAUGCUGCCCUACUUCAGAUGGUGCUGGUGCUGCAAUUUUGGUUUCCGAAGCCUAUGUUCAUCGUUUUGGUUUAGAAAACCAAGCCGUUGAAAUCGUUGGCAUGGAAAUGGCCUCAGAUCCUGAAUCAACUUUCAAAGAUAAAUCUCUCAUGAAAAUUGCCGGUUAUGACAUGACAAAAAUGGCUGCUCAACGUUUGUUCGCCAAAUCUGGCUACAAGCCCACUGAUGUUCAGGUUGUUGAAUUGCAUGAUUGCUUCUCAGCCAAUGAAUUGAUUACCUAUGAAGCUUUGGGUCUUUGCCCCGAAGGUGGUGCAGGCGAACUCAUUGAUCGUGGUGAUAAUACCUAUGGUGGCAAAUACGUUGUCAAUCCCAGUGGUGGUCUUAUCUCAAAGGGCCAUCCUUUGGGUGCAACCGGUUUGGCCCAGUGUGCCGAAUUGUGCUGGCAAUUGCGUGGUUUGGCUGAAAAACGUCAAGUCAAGGAUGUCAAAUUGGCCUUGCAACACAAUUUGGGUCUGGGUGGUGCUGUAGUUGUUACUCUCUAUCGUUUGGGUUUCCCCAAAUCAGCUGGUGUCGUUAAUAAUUUGACUUCUGCUGCAACCCAUCCCACUGGAGAAGGAUUCAAGGUUACACCACUCUUGAAGUUGUUGGAUGAAGAAAUGCAAAAAGACGAAGAAAAUCUUAUCGAAAAGGCACGUGCAAUUUAUGGAUUUAAGGUCACUAAUGGCCCAGGUGGCAAAACCGGAUUCUGGGUUAUUAAUGCCAAGGAAGGCAAAGGCAAAAUCACCUAUAAUGGCAAGGAAAAAUGUGACGUUACAUUCAUAGUUUCCGACGAGGAUGUCACCGAAUUGAUGACUGGUAAUUUGCCACCCCAAAAGGCUUUCUUCCAGGGCAAAAUUAAAAUCCAAGGAAACAUGGGCGUAGCCAUGAAACUGAUGAACAUUCAAAGCGCCGCUCAAAGCCGUUUCGAAACCUUGCGUGCAAAAUUGUGUUCAAGUCCAGGCGGCACACGAUUAUUGUUGCGACUGGUCCGUGUAACAUUUGGUUGGGGUGGUGGCGGUACAUAUUGUGUUCCAACACUGUACUUUGAUCGUGCCAAUCCCAUGGAACGACAUUAUGAAAUGUCCGAAUUAGCUGAAAUUGGACCUGGACCAAUGGCUGCUCAAAUUUUCGGCAACGCUGGCAAGGAACAUAUGAAAAAUAUGGCACCAAACCCGACAUUUCGCUAUUCCCAAUUCCGUGAUGAAUACUCUUUGGAGCAAAUUAUGCAAUCACCUGUUGUUGAAUUGCAUGAUUGCUUCUCAGCCAAUGAAUUGAUUACCUAUGAAGCUUUGGGUCUUUGCCCCGAAGGUGGUGCAGGCGAACUCAUUGAUCGUGGUGAUAAUACCUAUGGUGGCAAAUACGUUGUCAAUCCCAGUGGUGGUCUUAUCUCAAAGGGCCAUCCUUUGGGUGCAACCGGUUUUGGCCCAGUGGCCGAAUUGUGCUGGCAAUUGCGUGGUUUGGCUGAAAAACGUCAAGUCAAGGAUGUCAAUUGGCCUUGCAACAAAUUUGGGUCUGGGUGGUGCUGUAGUUGUUACUCUCUAUCGUUUGGGUUUCCCAAAUCAGCUGGUGUCGUUAAUAAUUUGACUUCUGCUGCAACCCAUCCCACUGGAGAAGGAUUCAAGGUUACACCACUCUUGAAGUUGUUGGAUGAAGAAAUGCAAAAGACGAAGAAAAUCUUAUCGAAAAGAUUAAAAAUAAUGUGCUACACCAUUAAAUUAGUAUGUGCGCUUUGUCUGAUGAUAAUAGUUCCCAACGAGAGCAAAGAAAUUCUGGGAAUAUUUCCGCAUUUUGGAUACAGCCAUUUUAAAGUUUUCUAUCCGUUACUGCGCAACUUAGCCGAAAGGGGUCACAAUGUAACGGUUAUCACACACAUUAAAAGUCCUGAUCCACAUUUGGCGACAUACGAGGAGCUUCUUUUGGAACAAAUGGAAGUUGUUAAUGUGGUUCCCCUGACCGAGUGGAUGCCGAGAACAUGGAAAGGUCUAAUUGACGAAUAUGUGGGUUUGCAUGUAGAGGGUCAGGAAUCGUGUGAGCGUCUCUAUGAAAGUGGCUACAUACAACAAGUACUCCAGCGUCACGAAAGGAAACCAUAUGACAUAGUUAUUACGGAAUACUUUAAUUCAGACUGUCAAUUGGUAGUUCCCUACCUAUUGAAAACGCCAAUUAUUGGCCUGAGUAGUUGCCUCUUGAUGCCCUGGUACUAUGAUCGCAUACUCUUGCCAGAUAUUCCAUCAUUCGUUCAAUCUGAAUUUAUUGGAUUUGCUACACCUCUAAAUUGGCAAGAGAGACUAACAAACUUUUUACAAGCAAAAGUCUUAUCGCUUCUCUAUCGCUAUCACACCAACCGUCUUGACAAUGAAUUAAUACGUCAUAACCUGAAUGUCACGGUUGAUGUCAAUAACAUUGCACAACAACAGACUGCUCUUGUAUUUGGUAAUCAACAUUAUUCAUUGGCUGGUAUACGUCCUCAUACCGAGCAAUUUGUUGAAAUUGGCGGCAUUCACAUCCAGGAAGACAAAGUCCACGAGAAAUUAUCACCUACAAUUGAGGAGUUUUUAGACAAGUCUAAUGAAAAAAGUGUCCUCUUUAUUAGUUGGGGUUCCAUGAUUCGCGCUUCUACUAUGGAAGCAACGAAACUGAACACCAUACUUUCCGCUUUGGAGAAAAGUAAAAUUAGGGUCGUUUGGAAAUGGGAAACCGAUGACGUUCCAAUAAAAAAUGAAAAUUUUCUUUUUGUCAAAUGGGCACCACAACUUUCGUUACUAUGCCAUCCUAAAAUAAAUCUGUUUUGGGGUCAUGGAGGACUUCUAGGAACUACAGAAGCUGUCUAUUGUGGCAAACCAAUGAUCUUAACCCCAAUUUAUGGUGACCAAUUUGUUAAUGCCUUUGCUGUACAAAAUCGCAAAAUAGGAAUAAUUUUAAAUUUUGAGGACAUCAAUGAAAAGAAUUUGGACAAUGUCUUAAAGGAAAUGCUAAAAAACACAAGAUAUGAAAGAAACGCCAAAGGACUAUCCAACAUAUUUCGUAAUCGUCCGAAAAAACCCCUGGAAACGGCGACUUGGUGGGUUGAACAUAUAUUGGAACAUCAACAAGCACGUGAAGUUUUGCAUUCACAUGCUGUACAUUUGAAUUGGUUUAUAUACUACUCGUUAGACUCGAUUUGUAUUAUACUGGCAGCGCUUUUUGCACUGUUAUUAUUUUUACGAUAUGUUAUAAAAAGUACUCUGCAGUCAUGCAUAAAAAAAGGAAACAAGUUGAAGAGCCAAUAGUUUAAGCACUUUUAAACUAACUUUUAAAAUAACAUAUCAAUGUAAGAGCUCUCUAUUGACGACAUGACAAUGCCAACGAAAAUGUUACAACUUCAUCAGUGAAAUGUACUUAAAAGUGAUGUAAUGUGCCUUCUAUACAAUAGUUGCAAUAGUUUUCAAAUAUAAGAUAGUUUUAUUGUACAUAAAUAUGAUUUAAAAUAACUUUUUUUUUAAUGAAAUGUCUUUUAUGCGUAGAUCUUAAAUUGCAACACAUUUAAAGUUACAUUGUAAUAGUUCUGAUAAAGUUUGUAAGCAUCGUCAAUAUCAGUGUUUUGAAUGUUCUUAUAACUGGCAUUGAGUAAUGAAAGUUCCUUAUCAUAAAGUUAUUUUUUGUCCAGCGCUUACGUGUUAACGAAGUAUGCCUAAUGUAUGUCUUGACCAAGGCCUAUCUAUAUAAGGUAGGAUUUGACUUUCUUUGAAUUUAAUUAUGUAUUUUGUACGGGGUUACUGGUCAAACUUAUGAAGGCCUUCGUCCUGGCCUAUUUUUUACUGUCUACGUCUUAUAAUAUUUACUAUUGAAUUUCCUAUUACUUAAGGAACUGGUAAUAACAAAAAAAUUAAAUUCUGAUACACAGUGCGUCGUUCUACAUCUAAUUUGACAAUUUGAUAAGAACAUCCAACACUUUUAUUCUUGUAGGAUUGAGACUUUAAGAAUGAAAUUUUAAAAUUCACAUUUUUGAACUCAAAUAAACAUAAAAGAAAAAAUAACUUACUAUAAAAAUUGUCAAAUCAUGUUAUGUCUAACUUAACUUUGCAUAACUUUUUUAGACUAGCAGUGAGUCACAUAACUUUCUAGCUUGCCUCAUUUCUCCUUGAACACUAGCAUUGUCAUUGCAUGAAUGUCAUUAACAAUUUUUUAUUGAUCAGUAUUUGUAGGAGUAAAAUUGUAAUGAAUUUUUCUAAACAUUUGAUUUUGUUUUGUUCUUUUUAAAAUCAACAAUAUAAAAUAAAUAUACAGUAGAACCUUAA
Molecule: messenger RNA, 6720 nt
Organism: Musca domestica (house fly)
Lineage: Eukaryota; Metazoa; Arthropoda; Insecta; Diptera; Muscidae
Exons: 15
Coding region: 235-5712 (1825 amino acids)
Molecular function (GO): UDP-glycosyltransferase activity; acyltransferase activity, transferring groups other than amino-acyl groups
Source: RefSeq, a predicted model, not a curated record